Molecule: messenger RNA, 342 nt
Organism: Didymodactylos carnosus
Lineage: Eukaryota; Metazoa; Rotifera; Eurotatoria; Philodinida; Philodinidae
Source: the annotation of a GenBank genome assembly
AUGGGCCAUUAUUUGAAAACGGCUAAUCGUGAAAUCGCCGAUCCGCAUGUAUUUUGUGUAGAUGAUAAUACUGUUGAUGAAACAAUUACGUGGUGUGAUCAAUACGGUUAUCAGCAGAAACUCCGAGAUGUAUUCAAAAUAAACAAAUUAGAGUAUAAAUUAAUCCAUAUUGGUAUUGAUUAUUGUAAAACACUCAAAGAUUAUAAUUCAAAAAACAAAAAUAUUGCUGAAGCACAACGUUAUUAUUACGACGCAUUGGCAUUAGUUGAAGUUUUAGGCAGAACCAUCGAACAAUUCCGUAACGAUAUUCCAGAUUUUGAUACACCGGUUCAACCAGCCUAA